Molecule: messenger RNA, 1813 nt
Organism: Loa loa (African eye worm)
Lineage: Eukaryota; Metazoa; Nematoda; Chromadorea; Rhabditida; Onchocercidae
Product: hhat protein
Exons: 10
Coding region: 84-1670 (528 amino acids)
Biological process (GO): protein palmitoylation
Cellular component (GO): endoplasmic reticulum
Molecular function (GO): palmitoyltransferase activity
Source: RefSeq, a predicted model, not a curated record
GUUUUAUUUUUGUUGGUAAAAUAAUGGUUAUUGUUGCAUGUGUUUUACAAUGGAAUGCUAGAUGAAUCCGAUAAUUGGCGGCGAUGUCAGGCAGAAAUAUGAUAACGCGCUUACCAGCAAUCGAAAUUACCCUUUGUUUUUUGGUUUGGAUAGUACAUUGUUUCGCGGCAUUUUACAUCGCGUGGAAUGUCUCUUUCAGUUUUCGCCACAAAAUAGCUCUGAAAGCUAGCGAGUACGGUUCUGAAGUAUAUAUAAAUGAUUACGAAAAAGACCAUACCGAUUCUGAAUGGGAAUUUUACUGCAAAUCGCUAAACCGAAUAUUGAUCAUCAAUAUUUUACACAUGGUGCUGUUCAAAAUUUGUCCAUUUCUUCUACCGAAACGUUUAUCACAGUGUUUAUUACUGGUAUUUUGGGUUGCUGCAGAAGUCUUCUUCACAAGUGCCACUUGCGUUACAGUUGUAUUCAUCCUGGCUGUCGUAAUGGGUAUUCUAGCGAAAUACUGGCGCAAUGAACUAGUUUAUUGGUUCAUCCUCAUAAUGUUUAUAGUCAAAAUUCAUUCAAUCAUAAAUUUCGAUAAAAUUGCAGAUGUUUAUUACAGAGAAUUCAAUUAUUACCUGUAUAGCGCCAUAAAGAUUCUUAAUUUUUGCAUUUAUUUAUUACGAACGAAGGACAUAAACAUCACUCCAUCCUUAUUUUUCCGUUAUAUGCAAUACAUAUUUUAUCCGCCAUACUCAAUUGUUCUAAUUGUUCUAUUUAAUGAUUUUGAUGCAGAAAUGGCAGAGAUUGAAAACGGUUCCGCCAAAUGCAUUAAUUGCAGAGUUUUGCUGAUACGUUUGGUACGUAUUGUAGCCUGGUUCUUAGCAUUCGAAAUAAUAUUACAUUUUAUCCACGUUCAUGCAGUUCUCGCCAUCAGCCCAGCUUUAUUUAAUACUCUCAAUGAAUAUGAGUUAGCGAGUAUAUCAUAUGUAAACGGCAAAUUGUUUUAUAUAAAAUACUUGUUGAUAUUCGGGAUUCCAUCUUGGUUCGCUUUGGCCGAUGGUAUGAAACCUCCAGCGGGACCCGUUUGCAUAUCUCGUAUCAGCAAAUACUCACAGAUGUGGCGCAGUUUCGAUAGGGGCCUUUACAUAUUCCUCAAAAAACAGUUAUAUAUGCCAGUAUCAGGUGAUCCUAGCAGCAAAUACUUUUCACUACGUCGUUUCGCAGCAUUGGGAACUGUAUUUCUCUUUGUACUUGCUUGGCACGGAAUCUCGUCAAAUUAUUUUUACUGGGUUUUACUUAACAGUCUUGAAAUAUCCAUAGAGUGGUUUGGAGUAUCAGUAUCCAAAACUGCUUUCUAUAGCAAGAUCCGAAACUUCCUGGGGCCGAGAGGAGAACGACGGCUUAUCGCAUUUUUGAUGAUAACUACUGCUGUGCCCGGAAUCUUUGGUGUAUUUUUCUUUCUCAGUCGAAAAGAAAUCGGAAUUAUUAUUUUUAAACGGUUGUUUAUCAAUUUAGUUGGUACAGUCAUGCAAUUCACCCUGAAUUUACCAAACAGGUCACUUUAUUAUUAUGCGAUCUUUGCGCACUUCAUAGUACUUGGAUAUUGCUUUAACCAUGUUUGCCUUGAGCUCGAAAAAUACUAUACCGUCAAACAAGUUUCGGGAGAUGAAGUUAAACGAAAAAUACUGUAAACCAGUCGAAAUUCGGUGAUAAAUACAUAUCGAAUACGAAUAUAAUAAUCCUCUGCAGACAACAUGAGGGAAACAUUUGAGAAACUUUGCAGUGUCGCGACAUUUACGAUCGAAUCAAACAACCAUUUUAUAAUUUUUCGCCG